UAAACAGAUAAAUAGAAAUGGUGGCGUUCCAUCCUUCUUCAAUUGAAAAUCUCUUAAAUACCCUUUAAACUCCAUCAGAACUACACUUUCAUCCCCCUCCUUCCGCCCUCCCUUUUCCCUCAAGCUUCUUCCCCUCGACAAUCUCUCCUUUAUCGCUCCCAAGUCCCACUCUACCCUACCCCUCAGUUUGCUCUCGAAAAGGGGAAAGCAAUUUCUUGAGAGUUUUUAACCCUAAAAACCCCCCAAAAGAAAAAAAAUCAAACCCUAGUAAAUUCCCCCAAAACCCAGAAUUCCAUUCAAGAUAAACCCCUACACGACCAAACCACCCUAAAACAACAAAGAAAAAAAAACCUCCGAUUUUAUCCUAUCAUCACCUCGAAAAUUGCGUACAUUGUUACUGUAGCUUUUCCAAAGCUUCAAGCUUUGAACAUUUUUUCUUCUUCCCAUUUGUUCACAAUUCCACUCUCACUGCGAAGUUGUAUAAGACACCCACCAUUCCCUCCCAAUUCCUCCCGUUUCCACCUUUGUUCAAUGUAUUCCACCCCUUUCAUUCUCUCCUUUUCCCUCCUCCUUUCCCUCCCUAUCCUCUUCUUCUUCUUAGCCCCUACUUUCCAUCCCCACCCUCUUCCCCCCAUCUCCGUCCCCGACGAACUCGACGACCUCCGUCUCUUCCACCGCGCCACCACCCCUUCCUUAUCUUCAUCCCAUCUCUCCUCCUCUUCCUCCCCCAAAAUUGCUUUCCUUUUCUUAACCAACUCCGACCUCCAUUUCCUUCCUCUUUGGAACCGUUUCUUUCGAACCGCUAAAACUUCACGCUACAACAUCUAUGUCCACGCUGAUCCCACCGUCAACAUUACUCGCCCCACCAAAUCCGUUUUCGAUGACCGUUUCAUUCCCAACGCCAAACGCACUUUCAGGGCUUCCGCCACGCUGAUCUCCGCCACCCGACGCCUCCUCGCCACUGCCAUCCUCGACGAUCCCGCCAAUGCUUACUUCGCCGUCCUCUCCCAGUACUGCAUCCCUCUCCAUUCCUUCAAUUACAUCUACCGCUCCCUCAUCACUGCCAAAACCUUCGAUCUCACCUCCAACUCCUCUGAUUUGACUCAGUACGGUGUUCGAGUCAAGUACAAAUCUUUCAUCGAGAUUAUUUCCAAGGAACCCAGGCUGUGGAAACGGUAUGUAGCACGUGGCCGAUUUGUGAUGAUGCCGGAGGUGCCAUUCGAGGAUUUCCGAGUUGGAUCUCAGUUUUUUGUGUUGACUCGGAAACACGCGUUACUGGUAGUCAAAGAUCGGACUCUUUGGAGGAAAUUCAAGUUACCGUGUUAUCGUGCCAGCGAGUGUUACCCGGAAGAACAUUAUUUUCCGACAUUGUUGUCAAUGCAAGACCCAGAUGCGGUGACUCGCUAUACUUUAACUCGGGUUAAUUGGACCGGAACGGUUGCGGGUCACCCCUACAUGUAUAAGCCGAAAGAAGUGUCGGCCAAGUUGAUUUAUGAGUUGAGGAAGUCAAAUUACUCGAGUUCAUACUUGUUUGCUAGGAAAUUCUCACCAGAUUGUUUGAAACCCUUGAUGGGUAUUGCUGAUUCGGUCAUUCUUCGAGAUUGAGCUUUUUCCUGGUGAAAAGGGAGAUUGUUGAGGACCUAGCUUGGAGCAGAAUUUGCUGGGGAAUAUGAGAAUUACGGUUUUAAGGAGAGGUUAAUCUACCCACAACCAACCAAACCCCUAAUACUCCAACUUUAGAGAGCAAAAUUUUAAUACCCCCAUUAAGAGAAGGGGGGGAGUCUUAUGCGUUUGCCAAAGCUGUAAUGGUAUAACAGUAGCCUUUAGCAGUUAAAAGUUUUUUGUCAUUUCGUUGUGUGAUUUGUACAUAUGAAUGUGUGAAAUACAAUCAAAUUCUACCUCUUUGCAAGAA
Gossypium raimondii (Peruvian cotton) is the source of this 1912-nucleotide messenger RNA. Its product is annotated as glycosyltransferase BC10. The coding region runs from base 532 to 1605 and encodes 357 amino acids. NCBI's taxonomy places the organism in Eukaryota, Viridiplantae, Streptophyta, Magnoliopsida, Malvales, Malvaceae. Gene Ontology annotation, molecular function: glycosyltransferase activity. The transcript is spliced from 2 exons. The record is from RefSeq and is a predicted model, not a curated record. Gene Ontology annotation, cellular component: membrane.